CAUGCAGAGAAAUCCCAUAACGUGAGGGGCACAGCGCACCGGACAGACUAGCUAGUUGUUUUCCAGCUGUCCGUUUACUGUUUACACCCACCGUCAUUUAUAUCCAUGCAUCACCUCGCGUUUCGCAGCGACAACUAGUUUUCCUGCACGGACUCUUUAAUUCACCAAGUGUUGGGGACUUGGAGCGAGCGAUGUCGGAGGAGGACUGUGUGACAACAACAACAGGGCGCGCUGCUGUCCCGUUAGCAUCGCAACGUCCUCCGGUCCAUGUUGCUUAACCCUGCCGGGCGAGUACACCCGUCCACGCCUCCUGCUCAGUCCAGUCCAGCUCAGACCAGUCCCGAGGCCCACCGUGAUGGAAGUGGAGGAACCCCAACAGCAGCCGGACCGCGGGGCGAGGAGCCUGCCCGGCCUGCUCUCCGGGCUGCAGGGCGCUGAGGCCAGCGCUCUGCAGCUCAGGAUCAAGAACUCCAUCUGCAAAUCUGUUCAAACAAAAGUGGAAAACAUUCUGCAAGAUGUCGAGAAGUUCUCAGACAUUGAAAAACUCUACCUCUACCUUAAGUUGCCUUCUGGUCCCAGCAGUUGCACUGAUAAAAGUGACCAGAGCGCCCUGUCAUCAAGCCGCACACAGCAGAUGCAUGCGUUCAGCUGGAUCCGCAAUUAUUUAGAAGAAUACCCAGAGACCUCUCUUCCCAAACAGGAGGUCUAUGAUGAAUACAAGAGCUUCUGUGACAAUCUUAACUACCACCCACUAAGUGCUGCAGACUUUGGAAAAAUGAUGAAAAAUGUCUUCCCGAACAUGAAGGCGCGUCGACUUGGCAUGAGAGGAAAAUCUAAAUAUUGCUACAGCGGACUAAGGAAGAGACCCUUUGUUCACAUGCCAUCUUUACCCACUCUGGAUCUCCUCAAACCAGGGGAUGGAUGUGAUGUCCUAGAGUCACAAGGCCAGCUGAGAAGCAUAAAGGAGGAUGUGCGAUUUGCAGCCUGUGAUCUAGUGUGUGAGUGGGCCCAAAAGGUACUGAAACGCCAGUUUGACGCCGUGGAAGACUUGGCUCGCUUCCUAAUCGACAGCCAUUACAUCAGCAACAAGUCCUUGGCAGCUCUCACCAUUACCACCGGCACAGCAACAGAGGUUAAUACUCCACAGACAGUCUCAGCAUUUGUCUCCACUGCUGAGGCUCACUCCUUCCAGCCUCAUGUGACAACCCUGUCCUCGCCUUCUGUCGAUGCAAAGCAGCAGCUCCAGAGGAAGAUCCAGAGGAAACAACAAGAACAGAAGCUGCACUCACCUUUACCUGGAGAGGGACACACCAAGAGAGCAGAUGACGGCGUGCCUUGUGCUAGCCCCACCCCUCCAUCACCUCAGCCAACCAUAGGCAUCAUGGUCACUGCUGUCCCGAGCCCCAUCACGGUACAGAGAGGCCGGCAGCUGAUGUCCCCUAGUCCAAUGGGAACAGUAGAGAGCAAAGUACUGCCAAUUAACUUUCAAAUGGUGACACAGGCAGUGAAACAGAGCCCCAAAACCCCUCAAAAUAUUCUAGCCAGUCCUUCGGGAGAACGCUCUGCUCGGCAGCGCUAUGCACAAAUCCUGCCCAAGCCCUCGGCCCCGACAGCUAUCACUUUGCGCUCGCCCUCCGCCAUGAUCAUCGGCAAUAGCCCCAUUAAGACUAUGAUGACUACAUGUCAUGUCAGCCCAGUCAGUUUGGUCAAGAUGACAGCCAUCUCGCUUUCACCCAGCAGCAGUACUACCACUUCCUUCACAAACACCACUCUGCGGCCUGCAUCUGCAGGCAUUAGCAGUUCUGCAGUUGCAGAAGACAUCAGCUAUAAUCAAAGCAUGAGGAGCACUUCUGCAGUCCCCAUUCUGGCCAGGCCAGUGCAGACUGCUAACACCCAUACCAUCGAUGUUGAAAUGGAAAUUGAAGCUAUACAUAAAAACAGCCAAAUGCAAAAUCCUAGCAGUCUAAUUUUGACUCAAGGAGCAAUGGCAAAUAGGGCUGGAGGGGCUGUACAGAGGGCUGCCAGUGUGCCCAUACCUCAGACUAGAGGCUUCCUGGGUCUGGAGGAAACAUCCAGCACUAAUUGCAAUGGAAAAUCUUCCUCAUGCACUAACAGUGUGGCACUAACACUCUGUAACACUGCCGAAAGCAGCAAUAAUGGCGCUAAUAAUACGAGCACUUUGCACUCAACUCCCUCUCCUCAGAAUACCAGCGCUGUUUCUUUACUGAACACCAGCAGAGCACCUUCAAUUGGGGAAAACAGCAGUGUUACAUCAGCAAAGGAAGGUUUCUUGUCCACUAAGAGCCCCAGGAAACGCUCUGGCCUCAGUCCAGACCUUUCGCCAGUCAAAAGGGCUUUUAUGCAGCCAGUAGAGGGCGCUGCUGGUCUUGGAUAUGGGAUUAGAAACCCGGUCGGUAACGUCCAAAGGCCAGGAGCUCCAACUAGACCUGAAAGUGCACCAGCUAGCAGGGAGGUAGAGUCGAAAAUGAGCUCUUUCACUCAAGUCCACGCACCCUGUACUUCCUCUUUCACAGCCAGUGGCUUCUACUCUGUUGCCAAAACACAGAGCCCAAUGCAGAGGAAAAACACUCCCACUGUUAUGGAAACUAGCACUUCAGUAGGUCUUUCGUUUAUACAGCAACAGCAUGGGCACACAAUGGCUAACGUGCAUGCCGUACCAAAUAACCCCGGCCUCCAAAAACACGGUGUGAGUGAUGGUAGGAGUUCAAACUCAACCACAGGGAGUCUGGAAGGAGCUCAACAACAGACCUACACUGAGUCUAAUCCUGCAACUGAACCCUUAGACUUUUUCAACCAAGCUUCAUCAUCAAGCCAGCUCCCUAUGCAGACCGAUAUGGACUACUUUCCCUUUGAUGAUGAUGUGACUCAGGACAGCAUCGUGGAGGAGCUUGUGCAGAUGGAAGAACGUAUGACAUUUAACAACCUGCAGGAGUUUGGAGACUGUGUCACACUGCAAGGCCAACAAGCUGCGAUGCCGGACAACAUAAUGUCCACAAAUCAGCCCAUGACCGCUUUCUAUCACGCCGCAAACAGCCGCAGUAACCCGAUCCAAACUCCCACACCCACAUCGGAAAUGAUGGGAGGAGCCCAAGGCCUAACCGGAGAGAGCCCCUGCUUUCGCAUCGCCUCCACCACCCCAGUGGACAGCGCACUGGGAAGCAGUCGUCACACCCCAGUUGGUACUCCACACUCCAAUUGCAGCAGCACUGUGCCUCCCAGUCCAGUAGAGUGCAGGAACCCGUUUGCAUUUACACCAAUUAACUCCAGCCUCACUGGUUUCCAUGACGGCAGCACCGUCUCCAGCAGCCCUGUCAAGCCCAUGCAGAGGCCGAUGGCCACCCACCCGGACAAGACACGGCUGGAGUGGAUGAAUAACAGUUACAACAGCAGCAGUGGGAGCUUAAACAAGUCAAACAGCGGAAUGGGUAUCCUCCCCAGCUAUCAAGGCCUGAUAGGAGACCAGUUUCAAAAACCUCAUGCCUUCGCCGUGCCUCAUGUGCGUCACCAUGACACUCAUUUUGGCCGCUUGACUCCCAUCUCGCCUGUGCAGCAGCAGGUAGCUAGCAUGGCUAGCACGGCCAAGCAGGAGGGUUUUGCUGUGCCUGCCCCUCUGGAUAACAAAGCCACCAACACACCUGCUGCAACUUUCCGAUGUCGCAGUGUAAGCCCCGCUGUGCAUCAGAGGAACUUGGGUGGAAACACAGGAAACCUUCCUCAUAUCCCUCGUUCAGUCGUGUCUCCCUUUAACUCUCCUGUGACGCCUGAGGUGUUAAACAUCUUUGCAAACAGCCAGACAAAUCUUGGAGUGAGCAGCAUGGCUCAGCGGAGCCAUUCUGUGCCGCUCAACAUCAUGAUGCAAACUGAGGUAUUGCCCACGCCAGGCCGACAACGCAACAGCAAAAACAUCACCAGUGUCCUUCUGAGCAAGCUGGAUGUGGACCAUGAUGACACUGUUCGGGGUCUGGGCAUCAAUAAUUUCCCCUCCAGCUACACUGCACGCAUGAACCUCACCCAGAUCCUCGAGUCCGACCCCAGCCUUUCCUGCAGUGACAACCACCUCAGCCUGAUGACCUCUGACCCCACCGGCCCAUGCAAGUUGCAGAGGCCAAAUUACCACAUCGAAAAUGCUAUUAAUGAAGAAAUGCUUCUCUCAGCAGGUGACAGCCGAGCACAGUUAGCCUCUGGAGAGCAGCAUCGACAACAGGCCCAGUCUAUGUUGUUAACUCUGAGCUCACAGCAGCAUCAAGAAGAACUACAGCAGCAUCAGCAGUUGGAUUUCAGCAGCACUGUGAAGGACCUCCUGACAGACAACAGCCUCACUGCUGGCAACCAGCUCAUGGAGCAGCUACCUACAGGCGUGACAGAUUUCCCUUGUGAAAUCAGAAUGACAUCGGAGCUCUCCAGCAGCAUCAAUGACCUUAACGCACUGGACACAAACCUUCUGUUUGACCCCAACCAGCAGCAAGGGCAAUAUCACAAUGCUGCUUCUGCGGAGGAGGAGUUGGUGAGUGAUCCGCUGUUUCAGCAAAUCGCCAGUGAGGCGGCACAUUCAAGUGGACUCGAGUGGCUAGAAAGCAAAGAUCAUCCAACAGUUGGAUUGAUGGGUUGAGAAUAGACC
Micropterus dolomieu (smallmouth bass) is the source of this 4639-nucleotide messenger RNA. RefSeq names its product DNA-binding protein RFX7-like. The transcript has 9 exons. Gene Ontology annotation, molecular function: RNA polymerase II cis-regulatory region sequence-specific DNA binding; DNA-binding transcription factor activity, RNA polymerase II-specific. Bases 356 to 4630 code for a protein of 1424 amino acids. Lineage: Eukaryota; Metazoa; Chordata; Actinopteri; Centrarchiformes; Centrarchidae. Gene Ontology annotation, biological process: regulation of transcription by RNA polymerase II. The record is from RefSeq and is a predicted model, not a curated record.